UACAUGCAAACCUCUGUCAUUUGGAGUGAAACUGUUGUGAAAACCUGUGCGGUAGAUGCAUUUGUCAGUUUUUAUGGUGUUCUUUUUUGUUGUUGGACAUGAAGGUCUCCAUGUCCACGGCCCCUCGGGUCCAGUUGUGGCCCAGCUGGGAGGUUCAGUCCUCCUGCCAUGCUUUACUGAAAUCCCACUGCCUCUGGAAGGUCUGCAGGUGGAAUGGAGAAAGAAAGAUUCAGAUUCUCUAGUCAGCCUCUUCCAACAAGGAAAAAGUCGACCAGAUCUCCAGAGUCAGGUGUUUAAAGGCAGAGUUGACUUUUUUCCCAAUAAGGUCUUAAAGGGGAACUUCUCCAUCUUACUCAAAAAUGUGGUUGAAGAAGAUGCUGGAGGCUACAGAUGUAAAGUAAAUACAUCCGAAGACUCCAGUGAGGUCAUAAUGGAAGUUAAAAAUAUCAGGGGUCUUGUGGUGACAGGAUCAGACCAAGCUGUCUUUGCCUCUGAGGGUAAGGAUGUCAUACUGAACUGUUCUGUAGAUUCACAUGUACCAGCCAGUGAGAUUGAAGAAGUGACCUGGAAAAGGACAGACAGAGACCCAGAGAUCCUCGUCCUACUUUAUCAAGACAGUGAGAUCUUCCCAGACUCUUCACAUGAGAGUUACCAGGACAGAGUUGAUUUAUUUCCUUCUGAAAUCCCAAAAGGAAACUUCUCUUUAAACCUGAAGCAUGUAAAGAUGGAAGAUAAAGGAGAAUUUACGUGUGAGGUCCACACCAGGAACAUGUCAGGACGUACCACUGUGCUUCUGCAAGGUGUAGGUUUUGCUGCCCUCCAUAUAGCAAUAUUAGUGUUGUGCUCUGUUGCACUGUUACUUGCAGUUGGCUUUUGUGGACCUGUUUUUAACCUGCUGAGAAAGAAAGUUGCUAGCAAAGAGGGCAUGAAAUGGCAAAUUUUUCUGAUCCUCUGUCCAAACAUCUGCAUGUUUUUGAGUUUCUGCUUGUGGUCAUUAGAAGGUUUUCUAUCUGAGGUCAUCGUUUGUUUAACUGUUAGUAUCAUGAGGCCUGUUAUCUUGAUGAAAACAUCAUCUUAUCUCGGCAUGCUACCAGAGCGCUUACAAAAAGCAGUGAAGGCUUUAGCUGUUCCACUUUACCAUAUAAGUAUAACAAUAGCUGCAUGUUCAUUUUUCUUUGGAAACCUUACCCGGGUUCAGGCAGCUUCCAAACACAUUGUAACAGUAAUAGUAAUCGUAGAAGUGGUCAUUGCCAUCUGUGCAUUUGUCUUAGCUAUACUCAGUUUCGAAACACAUCUGACCAUGUGCCUGGAAAUAUUCAACCUUGCUCUGGUUGGAACUCUUCUCAGCAGCAGUGCCGUAAAUUUUGACUACAGCUUUGAAGUACCUUCUGUAAUAUCGCCUCAGAUCAUGGGGAUAAUGAUGGUCCUCAUUCUACAAGGGCACCUUUUUCAAUGGAUACCUUUUGAACGUUUGCACAUUGCUUUGUCAUCAGUUUUUGUGACUGUAUUAAGCCUCGGUGUAAUUAGCAUUUAUAUUCUUCUCUCUAUUACGCUAAAGAAUUUUGCCAAAGGAUGGAUUCUUCUGUCUGAAGGUGUAAUGUAUAUAGUUGUAUGGUCAGGAGUAAUUUAUCUAUUGCGUCGUCAACAAGGACAAAGACAAGGAUGCUGCUCUCAAUGGAGAAAGACAGGAUAUUUAUGCUGCGCUGUCAUCAUCACAAUUUUAAUGAUUUCAAUUGCCGCCUUCUCCUUUCAUUAUCUAUACGCUAUCAUGGAAGAUGAAGAUCGUUCUGGAUAUUUGGCUCUGAUUCCGUUGGUCCACGUUCUGACAGCUAUUUGCUUGUUCAGACAUCCCAAAUAUUUACCUGAUUUCCUCCAUGUUAUGAUCUACAUGUUUGGAGCUGUAGGUCUCAGUUCUAUAAAUGCCAUCGUUCUCGCCACAGAACUGAUCCUGAAAGCAGGGAAAGGAUUGCGGACUUUAGGAGAUCUCCGUGUGGUUGUUCUGCCACUUGAAACGCUGUAUUUUUCUGCUUGGCUCGCUUUGCAAAUCUACGAUUUCUGGAAGAGACUCAAAAACAGAGCAAAACAGGGUUUUGAAAUGGAGACAAGAACAGGAGCUGAGAUUGUUCCAGAAAUGGAGGCUCUUUCAGUCCCUAAACCCUAACCUUUAACCCUGAUGGAUUUGAUGUCAUCGGUAAAAUAAAAAGAAGUAUUCAGAAGUAUUUUUGUUCAUGCAGAUGCUCAAACUGGACAACUAAGA
This is a messenger RNA of Hemibagrus wyckioides, 2257 nucleotides long. RefSeq lists its product as uncharacterized. Lineage: Eukaryota; Metazoa; Chordata; Actinopteri; Siluriformes; Bagridae. The transcript has 19 exons. The record is from RefSeq and is a predicted model, not a curated record. Gene Ontology annotation, biological process: T cell costimulation; negative regulation of T cell proliferation; cell surface receptor signaling pathway. Gene Ontology annotation, cellular component: external side of plasma membrane. The coding region runs from base 56 to 2161 and encodes 701 amino acids.